This is a messenger RNA of Metarhizium robertsii ARSEF 23, 1071 nucleotides long. RefSeq lists its product as uncharacterized. Gene Ontology annotation, molecular function: G protein-coupled receptor activity. The transcript has 3 exons. The coding region runs from base 1 to 1071 and encodes 356 amino acids. The record is from RefSeq and is a predicted model, not a curated record. Gene Ontology annotation, cellular component: plasma membrane. Gene Ontology annotation, biological process: adenylate cyclase-activating G protein-coupled receptor signaling pathway. Lineage: Eukaryota; Fungi; Ascomycota; Sordariomycetes; Hypocreales; Clavicipitaceae.
AUGUUGCACGUCCGGGGAAACGUCGCCAUCACGGACGACCAGGCAAAAAUACUCCAAAUUGUCGGGCGGGCUGCCUCUGCGCUCUCGGCUCUGGGUGUCGUGACGAUUAUCACGGUGUUUUGUGUCGCGCCGCAUUUUCGAAACCCCAUGCAUCGCCUCAUCUUCAUCAACGCCUUUUACAAUGCCUUUGAUGUCGCCUGCACCAUGAUUUCCGUGAGCGGCCCCGCGGCCGGGAACGCCUCAGCAUUGUGUAAACUCCAGGCCUUCAUCAACCAAAUGUUUCCACUGGCCGAUGUGCUUUGGACACUCGUCAUGGCGAUUGACGUCUUUCUGAUUGUGUUUCGUCGGUACGAUGGCGAGUCGUUAAAGAGGCUCGAGUGGAAAUACAUGGCGGUCAUUACCUCGGUUACGUUCAUCCCUGCUUUCGCCUUCCUCUUCAUAGAGACGGAGGAGAAAGGUCCUGUUUAUGGAAGCGUAGCUGUUAGUCGCUCUGCCUAUAGUGAUGCUGAUACAAUGAUGACUGAUGCGUCGUCCUUUGACAGAUAUGGUGCUCGAUUUCGCCAAAUCGGCAUCGAGAUUGUCAAGCGCAAGGGCGCUUUGCAGUCGUUCAACAGCGAUCCUGUUCCGUUGGAAGACAGCAUUGCGUCCACCGCAGACACUCCGUAUAAGAACUCGGAGAGAAGGGCGACCGAAGAAAAUUUCCCAUCGCGGCAUGGGCACGCCUCUGUGUCACAUUCUGGAGAAGAAUCGCCCAUUCUCCCCCCCAAACCCCGGGGAGCAACCUCCCAUACUGUCGACACACCUACUCGCCACUUGUCUAUAUCAUUUAGACAAUAUAUCCUCAUGCCAAUAUUCUUCUUUCUUGCGCUUUUGUCAGUCUGGGUAGCUCCUUCGACGAAUCGCGUUGGCGCAUUCGUCAACCCCGACUUUUUAUCCUAUCCGUUGCUGGUCAGUGUUUGUGCAACGGGAUCACUCCGUGGCUUCUGGAACGGAGUAAUUUUCAUCACCUUGGGCAUGAAGUCGCAGAGGAGACGAGGUGACUUGGAGAGACGAGCAACGUACCGGCAAUAA